Molecule: messenger RNA, 3219 nt
Organism: Jatropha curcas
Lineage: Eukaryota; Viridiplantae; Streptophyta; Magnoliopsida; Malpighiales; Euphorbiaceae
Product: DDRGK domain protein
Molecular function (GO): ubiquitin-like protein ligase binding
Source: RefSeq, a predicted model, not a curated record
AAACAAGCAAAAAAGAUUACGACGUCGUUUCGUUCUGGUUGACGUUGCUAACAAAAUUCUACUUCUCUUCCGCGGAACAUUUCUUGGCAGCGUUUAAUUCUCACAGCAAUCCUCGCGUUAGGAUCAAAAGGAAAGGAUUUGAAAAAUGGAGGAAUUAUUUGUUGCUAUUCUCUCUAUGCUUCUUGUCAUUGGGCUGAUUCCUUUGUAUUUAUGGAAACGCCGUCAGAAUUCUGGAUCACCUGAUGAACAUCAAGAAGAGCAUCAGGUUCGGCAGAGGGAAACUGUGGUGCGAGCCACUGGUGCUCGGCGGAUGCGUAGAAGACCAGCAGCUGGAGCUAGCUCAUCAAGAGCUGCAGAAGCUGCUGUGGAAGACACUGUUGAAAGUGACGAUGAAGCUGAUGUGGGUGAGCAAUAUGAGGAGAAAGCUUCAAGAAAGAAAGAGAAGAAACGGCAAGAGCGGGAAGCACAGAGACAGGCUGAGGAUGCUGCACGUGAAUCAAGGCUGACCAAACAAGACCGCUAUGCAGAAAUGCGGAGGAAGAAGGAUGAAGAGCGUGAGGCUCUGGAGCGGAAGCUGGAAGAAGAAGCCAAGGUUCAAAAGGCCAAAGAGGAGGAAGCUGCUGCAUUAGAGUUUGAGAAAUGGAAAGGGGCGUUUUCAGUUGAUGCAGAAGGAACAACUGAAAAUGAAGUGCAAGAUGGAAAUCAGGAUUUGUUAUCCGAGUUUGUGGAAUACAUAAAGAAACACAAAUGUGUUCCCUUAGAAGAUCUUGCUGCGGAAUUCAAGCUGAGGACUCAGGAAUGCAUUAAUCGGAUAACCUCCCUAGAAAGCAUGGGGAGACUUUCUGGUGUGAUGGACGAUAGAGGAAAGUAUAUAUACAUCUCACAGGAAGAGAUGAAAGCUGUUGCUGACUAUAUUAAGCGCCAGGGGAGGGUUAGCAUCUCACAUCUAGCAAGUAAGUCCAACCAAUUCAUAGAUUUGGAGCCAAAGGCACAAUUUGAUGACGAAAUCAGCAAUGUGGAGGAGAUAACUGCUGCUCAACUCCCAUUCCUCCACCUUUCGCCGCGUUCACUUCCGGACGCGGCAUUGCGACGACCACCAAACCUUUCUUUAACUACAAAUCAAGAAAUGAAGACCAAAGUUGGAAUGGAGGUUCCUUGGCAUUUUAAGAUCAUAAUUUUUCUUGCAUAUGCAUUUUUUUUGUUCGAUAAGAGCUAUGGACAGGACAAUGACGAUUAUGAGAAGCAGGCUGCCCCGCCACCCGCGCUGAACACUUGCAAUGGUGUGUUCUUGUCAUAUUCUUUUACUUCCCGGACAAAAGAGUAUCCACAUGUAAAGAACGUAACCGCUCAGGCGUGGGCGUUUCAGGCCACGGCAAGCAUAGUUAAUACCGGACAAUAUGAAAUCAAGGGAUGGAAAAUGCAUAUAGGAUUUCAACACAAAGAAAUUUUGGUUUCGGCCACCGGAGGGACUGUUCUUGAUUCUGAUUUCCCUGUUGAUGCUAGUAACGGGACUACCUUUACCGGAGAUUCAUCAACGGAUUUAAAAACUUCCAUUAAUACUGCCGGAGAUUUCAACCAGAUUGCAGCGCAGAUAGAGAUUACUGGUACACAGUUUGGAGUGCGACCUACAAGGGUACCAAUGCCAAAGGAUCUUAAGCUUCUUAACGCCGGUUAUAAGUGCCCUAAACCAACUCUGAAAGGAAAAACCUAUAUGCAAGUAUGUUGCAAGAAGGAUCCCAAGUACAAGCCGAAAACUAAUACUACAAAAAAGGCAGUGAAAUUCAUGGCUAGACAAGACGGUGACCUCACCAUAAUUUAUGAUGUUCUUCAAGCUUAUGGCAACAAUUAUCAAGCCCAAGUCACCAUUGACAACAACCACCCAUUAGGUCGUCUUGAUCAUUGGAAUUUGACUUGGGUAUGGAAAAACAACGAGUUCAUCUCCUCAAUGAAAGGAGCCUAUGUCCGCGUACAAGACGCAAGUCAAUGCAUUUAUGGUGCUGCCGGUGAAUAUUAUCAAGAUUUCGACUUCUCCAACGUAUUGACCUGCGAUAAAAGUCCGAUCAUCUCCGACCUUCCUGCAACAAUGAAGAAUGAUUCUAAGCUUGGAAAAUUACCUUACUGUUGUCGUAACGGUACUCUUUUGCCUACUUUAAUGGAUGAAACCAAAGCAAGAAGCAUUUUCCAAAUGCAAGUUUAUAAAUUACCUCCAAACAUGAAUCGAACGGCUCUUGAACCGCCAUCCAAGUGGAAAAUUGUUGGUCUUCUAAAUCCGCAGUACAAAUGUGCCACGCCCAUUAGAGUUGAUCCAACAGAAUUUCCUGUCUCCAGUGGCCUACAAGCUAUAACAACAGCGGUUGCUUCUUGGCAGAUAGUCUGCAAUAUUUCGCGCCCGAAACAGAAACAAUCAAGAUGUUGUGUUUCUUUUUCAGCUUACUAUAAUGAAUCUGCAAUUCCCUGCAACACCUGCGCUUGCGGUUGUGAAGAUAAUACAGGCUGCAGUGAAACGGCAAAGAGUAUGUAUCUACCACCAGAAGCACUAUUAGUUCCUUUUGCUAACAGAACAGCAAAGGCAAUCGCUUGGGCUAAGCUUUAUCAUUUCAAGAUUCCCAAACCUAGACCUUGUCCUGAUAAUUGUCCAGUUAGUAUAAAUUGGCAUUUGAAUUCUGAUUAUUCAACUGGAUGGACGGCUAGAAUUACACUGUUCAACUGGGAUGAAACUCCAUUUGAAGACUGGUUUGCUGCAAUUCAAAUGGGCAAGGCGUAUGCUGGAUAUGAAAAUGUUUAUUCAUUUAAUGGUACUAAACUAGACAAGUUAAACAAGACAAUAUUUCUUCAAGGUUUACCUGGAUUGAAUUAUUUGAUGGGAGAGACUAAUGGCACAAAAGGCAGUCCCAGAGUUCCUGGAAAACAGCAGACUGUGAUUUCUUUUACAAAGAAACAAACUCCAGGCAUCAAUGUAGCUAAAGGUGAUGGAUUUCCGAAAAGGGUUUAUUUCAAUGGAGAAGAAUGUGCAUUGCCUACAAGAAUUCCUAUGAAGAGUGGAGGAUUUAAAUCUAGUGAUGUUAAUUUGAUUACAACAACUAUUUUCACCAUAAUCAUUACUUUGAUGUUGAUGACGACAGAUCGGGUUUAUUGAUCAUUGUUUGGAAAAAAUUUCUGAUUAUUGUAUUUGUAUUUUGUAGGAAAUUAAUUAGCUUAACUUGGUGGCAACUUUUUAUA